This is a messenger RNA of Ochotona princeps (American pika), 5452 nucleotides long. RefSeq names its product castor zinc finger 1 (gene CASZ1). Gene Ontology annotation, cellular component: nucleus. The record is from RefSeq and is a predicted model, not a curated record. The transcript is spliced from 19 exons. Gene Ontology annotation, biological process: positive regulation of transcription by RNA polymerase II; regulation of neuron differentiation. Lineage: Eukaryota; Metazoa; Chordata; Mammalia; Lagomorpha; Ochotonidae. Bases 122 to 5446 code for a protein of 1774 amino acids. Gene Ontology annotation, molecular function: RNA polymerase II transcription regulatory region sequence-specific DNA binding; DNA-binding transcription factor activity, RNA polymerase II-specific.
CCCGCUCCCUCCUGCCAAACUGUUACCCUGAGUGUUACCGUCAGGAGCAAUGACAUCAGGGUUUUAAAACAACUUGUUAUUCGGGGAGUAAUCAGUUGCAAUUAGGCAUUAAUUAAGUAUUAUGAAAGUUGAUUAUUUAAGUGAAUUCGGCUUUCGACUCUCCGACUAUGAGUUUGGGACCAAGGAGAGGAGAAUGGAUCUUGGAACAGCUGAAGGUACCCGGUGCACUGACCCGCCCACAGGCAAGCCCGCGAUGGCGGCCAAACGCAAGGGCGGCUUGAAGCUCAACGCCAUCUGUGCCAAGCUGAGCCGCCAGGUGGUGGUGGAGAAGGGAGCCGAGGCCAGCUCCUUGCCCGAGGGCAGUCCUCUGCGGCCCCGGGACAAGGAGCACAGUGGCCCUGAGUCGGGGGCGGCCCGCGUGGCCCGCAGUGAAGAAGACAAGAGGCGGGCAGUGAUCGAGAAGUGGGUCAACGGGGAGUACAGCGAAGAGCCAGCACCUACCCCCCUGCUGGGGCGACUGUCCCGUGAGGGCCUGGAGCUGCCACCCGAGGGUGUCUACAUGGUCCAGCCCCAGGGCUGCAGUGAUGAGGAAGACCACGCGGAAGAGCCCCCCAAGGACGGCGGUGUCCUGGAAGAGAAGGCGUCGGACGGGGCGGCCUCCAAGGAUGACAGCGGGCCCAGCGCCAAGCAGCCUUCAGGAGAGGCCUCCUCACUGCGGGACUACGCAGCCUCCACCAUGACUGAGUUCCUGGGCAUGUUUGGCUACGAUGACCAGAACACAAGGGACGAACUGGCCAGAAAGAUCAGCUUCGAAAAACUGCAUGCUGGCUCCACCCCUGAGGCGGCCACUUCCUCCAUGCCGCCCGCCUCGGAGGAGACCCUCAGCAAGAGGGCGCGUUUCUCCAAGUACGAGGAAUAUAUCCGCAAGCUCAAAGCUGGCGAGCAGCUCUCCUGGCCAGCCCAUGGAGCCAAGGCCGAGGAGCGGGCGGGCAAGGAGGUGGUGGGCCCCCUGCCGGGCCUGCGGCUGCCAGGCAACACCACGCACCUGGAGACCAAGGCCACCAUACUGCCCCUGCCAUCCCACAGCAGCGUCCAGAUGCAGAGCCUAGUGGCCCGGGCCUCCAAGUACGACUUCUUCAUCCACAAACUGAAGACGGGCGAGAACCUCCGGCCCCAGAACGGGAGCACCUACAAGAAGCCAUCCAAGUACGACCUGGAGAACGUCAAGUACCUGCACCUGUUCAAACCGGGAGAGGGCAGCCCCGACAUGGGCGGGGCCAUUGCCUUCAAGACAGGCAAGGUGGGGCGCCCUUCCAAAUACGACGUCCGGGGCAUCCAGAAGCCAGGCCCCACCAAGGUCCCGCCUACCCCCAGCCUGCCUCCUGCACCCCUGGCCAGUGGGCCCAGCACUCCCAGUGCCCCUGGCCCGGGGCCUGAGCCACCUGCCUCCCUGUCCUUCAACACUCCUGAGUACCUGAAGUCAACCUUCUCCAAAACAGACUCCAUCACCACUGGGACCGUCUCUACUGUCAAGAAUGGACUGCCCACAGAUAAACCCGCUGUCAGUGAAGAUGUAAACAUUUACCAGAAAUAUAUCGCCAGGUUCUCCGGCAGUCAGCACUGUGGGCACAUCCACUGCGCCUACCAGUACCGCGAGCACUACCACUGCCUGGACCCCGAGUGCAACUACCAGAGGUUCACGAGUAAGCAGGACGUGAUCCGGCACUACAACAUGCACAAGAAGCGCGACAACUCGCUGCAGCACGGCUUCAUGCGCUUCAGCCCUCUGGACGACUGCAGUGUCUACUACCACGGCUGCCACCUGAACGGGAAGAGCACCCACUACCACUGCAUGCAGGUGGGCUGUAACAAGGUUUACACCAGCACCUCAGACGUCAUGACCCACGAGAACUUCCACAAGAAGAACACACAGCUCAUCAACGACGGCUUCCAGCGCUUCCGGGCCACCGAGGACUGCGGCACGGCAGACUGCCAGUUCUACGGGCAGAAGACCACACACUUCCACUGCAGGCGCCCCGGCUGUACUUUCACCUUCAAGAACAAGUGUGACAUCGAGAAGCACAAAAGCUACCACAUCAAGGACGAUGCCUACGCCAAGGACGGCUUCAAGAAGUUCUACAAGUAUGAGGAGUGCAAGUACGAGGGCUGCAUGUACAGCAAGGCCACCAACCACUUCCACUGCAUCCGUGCUGGCUGCGGCUUCACCUUCACCUCCACCAGCCAGAUGACCUCGCACAAGCGCAAGCAUGAGCGCCGGCACAUCCGCGCCUCGGGCGUGCUGGGGCUGCCGCCCUCGCUGCUGGGCACCAAGGACACGGAGCACGAGGAGUCCAGCAACGACGACCUGGUCGACUUCUCCGCCCUGAGCAGCAAGAACUCGAGCCUGAGCGCCUCUCCCACCAGCCAGCAGUCCUCGGCUCCCCUGGCCUCCACGGCCGAGGCUGUGCCCGGUGCCGCCGCCAAGCCUCCCAACAGCAAGAUCCCGGGGCUGCUGCCCCAGGGCCUGCCUGGCUCCGUCCCCCUGGCCCUGGCCCUCUCCAACUCUGGCCUGCCCUCCACCACACCCUACUUCCCUCUCCUUCCCGGCCGUGGCAGUGCCUCCCUGCCCACCAGCGCCCCCGGCCUCCUGGGGACCAUGUCCUCUGGGCCCACAGCCUCAGCCACCCCCGACACCCCUGCUCUGGUGGCCUCAGGAGCGGCAGACUCGGCCCCGGGCACUGUCAGCUCUGUCUCUGUGCCCCCCGCCUCCAUCAUGGAGAGGAUUUCUGCAAGCAAGGGCCUCAUCUCACCCAUGAUGGCCAGACUGGCCGCAGCUGCCCUCAAGCCCUCUGCCACCUUUGACCCAGGAAGCGGACAGCAGGCCGCCCCCGCCAGGUUCCCCCCGGCCCAGGUGAAGCAAGAGCCCAGUGAGAACCCUGGCCCCCUGGGCCCCCACGAGGCCUCCCAGGACCGCAGUCGGGACCUGACUGUGAAGGAGCUGAGUAAUGAAUCAAAUGGCCACGCAGUCCCGGCAAAUUCAUCUCUUUUAUCCUCGCUUAUGAAUAAGGUGUCUCAGGGCAACCCCAGCAUCGGCAGCCUGUUGAACAUCAAGACAGACGCAGAGGGAAGCCCUGCGGCCGAGUCCUCGCCCUUCGUGAACAAGGCCGUGAAGGCCUUGGUCCCGGAGAAGCUCUCAGAGCCCUGGAAGGUGUACCUGCGCAGGUUUGGCACCAAGGACUUCUGCGACGCCCAGUGUGACUUCUUGCACAAGGCCCACUUCCACUGCGUGGUGGAGGAGUGUGGCGCGCUCUUCAGCACCCUGGACGGGGCUAUCAAGCAUGCCAACUUCCACUUCCGGACGGAGGGAGGAGCGGCUAAAGGCAACCCAGAGGCUGCCUUCCCGGCCUCAGCUGCUGAGACCAAAGCUUCCUUGGCCCCGUCGCCCCCUCCAGCGCCGGCGGUCAGCGCAGCCCCGGCGGGGUCCUCCCUGGAGGGGCCCACGCCCAGCCCAGCCUCGGUGCCCUCCACCCCCACCCUGCUUGCCUGGAAGCAGCUGGCUUCCGCCAUACCUCAGAUGCCUCAGAUCCCAGCAUCAGUGCCUCACCUGCCCGCGUCGCCCUUGGCAACGACUUCUCUAGAGAACGCCAAGCCCCAGGUCAAACCCGGAUUCCUGCAGUUCCAGGAGAAUGAUCCUUGCCUGGCCACGGACUGCAAGUACGCCAACAAGUUCCACUUCCACUGUCUCUUCGGGAACUGCAAAUACGUCUGUAAGACCUCCGGCAAGGCCGAGUCCCACUGUCUGGACCACAUCAACCCCAACAACAACCUGGUGAACGUGCGAGACCAGUUUGCCUACUACUCUCUGCAGUGUCUCUGUCCCAACCAGCACUGCGAGUUCCGGAUGCGCGGCCACUACCACUGCCUCCGGGCCGGCUGCUACUUCGUGACCAACAUCACCACCAAGCUGCCGUGGCACAUAAAGAAGCAUGAGAAGGCAGAGCGGCGGGCAGCCAAUGGCUUCAAGUACUUCACCAAGCGCGAGGAGUGCGGCAGGCUAGGCUGCAAGUACAACCAGGUCAACAGUCACUUCCACUGCAUCCGGGAAGGCUGCCAGUUCUCCUUCCUCCUCAAGCACCAGAUGACCUCGCAUGCCCGGAAGCACAUGCGUAGGAUGCUGGGCAAGAACUUCGACCGCGUGCCCCCGUCGCAGGGCGCCCCCAGCCUGCUGGACACGGAGACGGACGAGUACAUGGAUUACACGGGCUGCAGCCCCGGCGCCGUGUCCUCCGAGUCAUCCACCAUGGACCGCAGCUGCUCCAGCACGCCCGUGGGCAACGAGAGCACGGCGGCAGGGAACACCAUCUCCAUGCCCGCCGCGUCGGGGGCCAAGAAGCGCUUCUGGAUCAUCGAGGACAUGUCGCCGUUCGGCAAGCGCCGGAAGACGGCGGCGUCGCGCAAGAUGCUGGACGAGGGCAUGAUGCUGGACGGCUUCCGGCGCUUCGACCUGUACGAGGACUGCAAGGACGCGGCGUGCCAGUUCUCGCUCAAGGUCACGCACUACCACUGCACGCGCGAGAACUGCGGCUACAAGUUCUGCGGGCGCACGCACAUGUACAAGCACGCGCAGCACCACGACCGCGUGGACAACCUCGUGCUCGACGACUUCAAGCGCUUCAAGGCGUCGCUGAGCUGCCACUUCGCCGACUGCCCCUUCUCGGGCACCAGCACGCACUUCCACUGCCUGCGCUGCCGCUUUCGCUGCACGGACAGCACCAAGGUCACGGCGCACCGCAAGCACCACGGCAAGCAGGACGUGAUCAGCGCCGCGGGCUUCCGCCAGUUCAGCUCGAGCGCCGACUGCGCCGUGCCCGAGUGCAAGUACAAGCUCAAGUGCUCGCACUUCCACUGCACGCACCCGGGCUGCCGCCACACGGUGGUGGGCAUGUCGCAGAUGGACUCGCACAAGCGCAAGCACGAGAAGCAGGAGCGCGGGGAGCCCCCCGCAGCCGCGUCCCCCGGGGGCGCCGAGGGCCCCGCGCCCGGCGGCCUGGACGGCUCGCUCACGCUGGGCGCCGAGCCGGGCUCGCUGCUCUUCCUGCAGUCGGCGGCCGCGGGCCUGGGGCUGGCGCUGGGCGAGGCGGGCGACCCCGGGCCCCCCGGCGCAGCCCCCUCCGCGCCCGGCCCGGCCGCCGCCGCCGGGGAGUCCUCCCAGGACGACGAGGAGGAGGAGCUGGCGCUGCAGGAGGAGGAGGCCGAGGACGACGACGACGAGGAGGACGAAGACGAGGACGAGGACGACGAGGACGAAGACGAGGAGGAGGACGAGGACCUGCGCACCGACUCGGAGGAGUCGCUGCCCGAGGCCGCGGCGGCGCCCGGGACCCCGGGGCUGGCCACCCUGGGCGGCCCCGCGCCCGGCCCCGCGCCCGCCGCCGCCUCGCCCUAGCCGCCC